Molecule: messenger RNA, 1386 nt
Organism: Mycena indigotica
Lineage: Eukaryota; Fungi; Basidiomycota; Agaricomycetes; Agaricales; Mycenaceae
Product: Alpha-galactosidase
Exons: 18
Coding region: 1-1386 (461 amino acids)
Biological process (GO): carbohydrate metabolic process
Molecular function (GO): hydrolase activity, hydrolyzing O-glycosyl compounds
Source: RefSeq, a predicted model, not a curated record
AUGUGGUCCUUGCAUAGUGUUUUGGCACUGGCCGUGUUGACGAGGGUAAACGCGCUCAACAAUGGGGUGGCCAAAUUGCCUAUUCUGGGAUACAACACUUGGUAUGCCUACCAAUGCAACAUUGACCAAAAUUUGGUCCUCAACACCGCAACGCUUAUUAAAUCCCUUGGGCUUCAAGACGCUGGUUAUGAGUAUAUCAACAUCGACGACUGUUGGGCGGAGAAGAACCGCUCUGCUUCGGGCGAUCUUGUUCCGGACAAGGUUCGCUUCCCGAACAUCACCGCAAUGACGAGUGAGAUUCACGCUCUGGGUCUCCGCGCGGGAAUCGUAAGUGUAUUGUUCUUGAUUUUGGAUGGCUUAACCUACCUCGCUCUAGUAUGGGUAAAUGUUCGAGUCAUCGACGGUUUCGGUGCUGACAAGCUGGCAUCCAGCGACUCUGGAUGGUUUACUUGUGCAGGGUACCCUGGCUCGUUCAUGAAUGAGCUGCGCGACAUCACGCAGUUCCAAGAAUGGGGUUUCGAUCUGCUCAAAUAUGACAAUUGCGCCAUCCCUUUCGACGAUAUUAUCCGGCAAGGCAUGAUGGGCAAAUAUCAACGCAUGGCAGAUGCUAUCGCAUCGCUCGCGGAGACCAGCGGGAAGAAACCUUUUGUUUUUUCCCUUUGUGAGUGGGGGUGGAGCCAAGUCUGGCUCUGGGGCGCAACGAUGGGACAUAGCUGGCGUACUGUGAACGACAUCGCUCCACAGUGGGACACCCUUGCGGCUAGCAUCAACUUCAACUCUUUCAUCACGCAGGCCACGGACUUUUAUGGCCACAACGAUCUGGACAUUCUCCAGCUUGGAAACGGCGGGCUUACGUUCGAUGAAGCCAAGUCCCAUUUCACAGCGUGGGCACUUUUGAAAUCGCCUCUUCUCAUUGGAAACAACCUUUCCACCAUCACCCCCGAUAUUCUUGGGAUCCUCACCAACAAGGAAAUUCUUGCCAUCAACCAGGACCCAGUGGUCGGGAAGAGUAUCUCGCCAUUUCGCUGGGGAAUUAACCCGGAUUGGACGUCAAACAACUCGUUCCCUGCGCAAUACUGGAGUGGUCCAUCACAGAAUGGCACUGUUUUCAUGCUCCUCAACACACUCAACGAGCCGGCAGACAUGUUCUUCAACUUGACUGAAUCGCCUUGGAUUCGCGCCGGACGACAGUAUUCUGUACGGGAUCUUUGGUCUCAUACCGAUAACGGCACGGCGGUGCGCAACUUCACGGCCCACGCUGUCCCCGCCCAUGGCGUCAUUGCGCUUCUGUUGGAAGACGCCGGCGAUGAGCCUGGUGGGAUAUUCCCUCAAUGUGCUGUGUGGGUCGAGUGCAUGGACCAGAAUGGAACCCGUGUCGGUGGCUGA